Molecule: messenger RNA, 258 nt
Organism: Plasmodium malariae
Lineage: Eukaryota; Apicomplexa; Aconoidasida; Haemosporida; Plasmodiidae
Product: conserved Plasmodium protein, unknown function
Exons: 1
Coding region: 1-258 (85 amino acids)
Source: RefSeq, a predicted model, not a curated record
AUGACGUCUGCCCCAGGUUUGUCCUUUGCCAACCUGACACUGAUGCUUGACCUUCCGCAGUUACCCGCAAUUUUUUUUGUGAAUUUAAGAAACAAUUUUAAAGUUCUUAUUAACGAAAUUAAACAGAAUGUAAUUGAGAGAGAAGACAUAUUUUAUCCUCAUAAUAGAAUUAAUUUGCAAAACACGAAAAUAAAUAAAAUGGGAAGAAUUCGGAAAUAUAGCAAUAACAAAAGUUGGCUAUUUGGUAACCCCUUUUGA